AUGUUCCAAAUUCAAGUGAUUGAGAGACUCUGGGAACAGAAAGAAGAUAAUCAGUAUGGAGAAAUAUUCAGCCAGAUCUUAGAUCCUCUUAUAAACAAGAGAAGUUCUUUUGGAGUAAAACCAAGUGAACACCAUGUGUGUGGAGAUGUCCUCGUUGCAGAUUCAUCCCUAGCCGUGCCCCAGACAGCUCAUGUUAGACACAAAGCACAUGGGUAUCUGGAACAUGGAGGGAAGCCAUAUGAAUAUAAGGAACAUGGGAAAGCCUUCCAUGAUCCCCAGUGUUUUCAGAAGCAUGAAAGAACUCUCACAGCAGAGAAACCCCAUGUGUGUAAGCACUGUGGAAAAGCAUUUAGUUCUUCUAGGUACAUUAAAGUUCAUGAACGAAUUCACAGUGGAGAGAAACCUUAUAAAUGCAAACAAUGUGGCAAAGCCUUUCGUUUUCCCAGUUCCCUUAAAAUUCAUGAACAGAUUCACAGUGGAAAGAAACCCUAUGUGUGUAAGCAAUGUGGAAAAGCCUUUAGCACUUCCAGAUACAUGAAAACACAUGAAAAAAUUCACAGUGGAAAGAAACCCUGUGUAUGUAAGCACUGUGGAAAAGCCUUUAGUUCUUCCUAUUAUAUUAAAAUCCAUGAACGAAUUCACAGUGGAGAGAAACCCUGUGUAUGUAAGCAAUGUGGAAAAGCCUUUAGUUCUUCCUAUCGCCUUAAAAUCCAUGAACAAGUUCACCGUGGAGAGAAACCCUGUGUAUGUAAACAAUGUGGAAAAGUCUUUAGUUCUUCCUAUUACAUAAAAAUCCAUGAACAAAUUCACAGUGGAGAGAAACCCUAUGUUUGUAAACAAUGUGGGAAAGCUUUUCAUUUACAUAGAUCCCUUCAAAGACAUGAAAUAACGCACACUAGAAGGAAACCCUAUGUAUGUAAGCAAUGUGGGAAACAAUUUAUUUCCUCCAGCUCCAUUAGAAAACAUGAACGAAUUCACAGUGGAGAGAAGCCUUAUACAUGUGAACAAUGUGGGAAAGCCUUUCCUUUUCUCAGUUCUCUUCAAAUGCAUGAACAAAUUCACAGUGGAAUAAAACCAUAUGUAUGUAAGCAAUGUGGAAAAGGCUUUAAUUCUUCUAACCAUAUGAAAACACAUGAACGCAUUCAUAGUGAAGAGAAACCUUAUACAUGCAAACAAUGUGGGAAAGCUUUUCAUUUCCCCAGAUCCCUUCAAAUACAUGAAAUAACCCACAAUGGAGAGAAACCCUUUGUAUGUAAGCAGUGUGGAAAGGGCUUUAGUUCUUCCAGCUCCAUUAGAAAACAUGAACAGAUUCACAGUGGAGAGAAGCCCUGUGUAUGUAGGCAAUGUGGAAAAGCCUUUAGUUCUUUCUAUUACAUUAAAAUCCAUGAACGAAUUCACAGUGGAGAGAAACCUUAUAAAUGCAAUCAAUGUGGGAAAGCCUUUCAUUUUCCAAAUUCCCUUCAAAUUCAUGAACAAAUUCACAGCGGAAAGAAACCUUAUGUAUGUAAGAAAUGUGGAAAAGCCUUUAGUUCUUCCAGCUCCAUUAGAAAACAUGAACGACUUCACAGUGGAGAGAAACCCUAUAUAUGUAAGCAAUGUGGAAAAGGCUUUAGUACUUCUAGAUGCAUGAAAACACAUGAACAGAUUCACAGUGGAGAAAAACCCUGUGUAUGUAAGCAAUGUGGAAAAGCCUUUAGUUCUACCUAUUAUAUUAAAAUCCAUGAACGAAUUCACAGUGGAGAGAAACCUUAUGAAUGCAAGCAAUGUGGAAAAGCCUUUGUUUUCCCAAUUCCCUUCAAAUUCAUGAACAGAUUCAUAGUGGAAAGAAACCCUACAUAUGUAAACAAUGUGGAAAAACCUUUAGUUCUUCCAGCUCCAUUAGAAAACAUGAACGGAUUCAUAAGGGAUAGAAACCCUAUUCAGUCAUUCUGA
Messenger RNA from Marmota flaviventris (yellow-bellied marmot), 1932 nucleotides. NCBI's taxonomy places the organism in Eukaryota, Metazoa, Chordata, Mammalia, Rodentia, Sciuridae. The record is from RefSeq and is a predicted model, not a curated record.